UUUUGGAAAAUCAAUUACAAUGGCAAUCCAUAAUCACAUCACUAUGUUUGCCAUUGUAUUAGCCCUUGGAGUUCUUAUCACCAUGCCAAGAGGUGGACAAUCAAUUGAGUAUGUUAUGGCACACUUGGUGAUAAUUUACCCCCAAUCAAGUGAAGUUGUAGCUCUCUACCAAUCCAAUAACAUUACAGCCAUGAGACUCUAUGAUCCCAAUCUUUCUGCUCUUGAAGCUCUCAGAGGCUCAAAUAUUGAAAUAAUGCUUAGUGUUUCCAAUGAUAAUCUCCAAAGUUUCGCUUCUGAUCCUUCAGCAGCAAACGUUUGGGUGCAAACCAAUAUUAAACCUUAUUUCUCACAAAUUAAAUUCAAGUACAUAGCAGUUGGAAAUGAAGUUAUUCCCGGAAAGAUGGCACAAUAUGUGCUCCCAGCUAUACGAAAUAUUCGCACUGCAUUGUUGUCAGUGGGCAGGGAAGAUGAAAUCAAGGUUUCAACUGUAGUAUUCCUAGCCACAUUUUUCCUAACUAAUACAUUUUCCUCACCUUUAGCUGGGUUAUUCUCCUCUGAAGUGAUGUUAAAUUUAGUACCUAUCAUCCAAUUCUUAAAUUCAACUGGAUCACCUCUUCUAGUUAAUGUGUACCCUUACUUAACUUAUAUUAACAACAAGGACAUCAUUGAUAUAAACUAUGCUCUAUUUACAUCUCCUGGGACAGUGGUGACAGAUGGAUCUUUCAAAUAUCAAAACUUGUUUGAUGCCAUGCUUGAUACAAUGUAUUCAGCUUUAGAAAAGGCUGGUGGAUCUAAUGUGGGUAUUGUGGUAUCAGAGAGUGGUUGGCCUUCCGCUGGCGGAGAUGCAGCAAGUGUUGAUAAUGCUAGGACUUAUUACCAAAACUUGAUUAAUCAUGUGGGGAAAGGAACACCAAAGAGACCUGGAGCUAUGGAGGUUUUUGUUUAUGCAAUGUUCAAUGAGAACCAAAAAUCACCAGAGUAUGAGAAGCAUUUUGGACUUUUUAAUCCUGAUGGAACACCUGUAUACUCUAUUAAUUUCUAAACUCUAAAUAAUAUUGGAGGAAAAACUAUGAUGUAGCUAAAAUAAAAUAAAGUUUAAUCAACUAAAUCAUAUACUAUGAAGAUGGGCACAACAACUAAACAUGU
Dioscorea cayenensis subsp. rotundata (Guinea yam) is the source of this 1146-nucleotide messenger RNA. RefSeq names its product glucan endo-1,3-beta-glucosidase-like. The transcript has 2 exons. Gene Ontology annotation, molecular function: hydrolase activity, hydrolyzing O-glycosyl compounds. Bases 20 to 1042 code for a protein of 340 amino acids. NCBI's taxonomy places the organism in Eukaryota, Viridiplantae, Streptophyta, Magnoliopsida, Dioscoreales, Dioscoreaceae. Gene Ontology annotation, cellular component: plasma membrane. The record is from RefSeq and is a predicted model, not a curated record. Gene Ontology annotation, biological process: carbohydrate metabolic process.